AUGGUUUUUGAAAAAGAGAACAAGAAGUGCAUGAAGGAUGUUCGUUAUGAUUUACAAGAACGUGAAAAGGAACAGGAAGAGAAAAAAAGAAACUAUAACAUAAGCAAUAGUAAUAGUAAUAAUAAUAAUAAUAAUAAUAAUAAUAAAUAUGAAAAAAAUUAUAUAUCACAUGUUGCAGAUUAUAUUAAUAGAAAACAAAUAAAUAAUAUGAAUGAUAAUAACAUGAAUAAAAGUUGUAUAAUGAAAAGAUUUAAUAAGAAGGAUGUAAAAUAUAAUGAUAUGUUGUUAAAAGCUGAUGAGACUUAUAUAAAUGAUAGUGAAAUAAAAAAAAAAUAUAACAAUAAUAAUAAUAAUAAUAAUAAUACCAAGUCUACAUAUUUAGCAAAUACUUAUAACAAAAGUUCAAGUAUCCAUAAUAAAGCACACAUUCAUAAAAAUAAUGAUUUAAAUAAUAUCCAUGAAAAAAAUGAUAAAUCAACUAAUGAUUGUAAUUAUUCACAUAACAAUAUUUCUUUUGAUUAUAACGUCGAACCUGUUUAUAAUUACAUAAAUGAAGGACAUAAUCCUGAUAUAUCUUUAAACAAAAUGGAGAUACAAAAAGAAACAUACAAUAAUUAUUGUUAUGAAAAUUUUAUUGUAAAUGAUAAUGUAGAUUCGUAUCGUAAUACACAUGAAAAUAAUAUAAUGUUAUUAGAUGAUGAAAAUAACAAUUCUAGAUUUAUAAAAAAAAAUAAAUCCUCUUUUUAUCAUACAUCACAACAUAAUAAUCAAGGAUUUAUUAAUAGUAAUGAUACAAUAAAAAGAAAUAAAAAUUUUGUUCUACAAAAUAAUGACAUAAAUUUAACAAAUGAUAAAAUAAAUUUUUCAUUCAAUAAAAAAAAAAAUAAAUUGACAAGUAUAUAUAUAGAAAGAGAAGAUCAAAAAGUAGGUCCUUUAUUAAAUGUAAAUAAUCAUAUGUCUAUAUUAAAUAAAAAAAAAGAAAGCAAACAUAAUUUUUACAAAUCUAUAACUGAACCUGAUGUAAUAACAGAGAAAAAAAAAAACACCAUAUUAAAAAAUAAAUGUAUGGAAGAUGAUAAUAUUAGAACCAUCGAAAAUGUUCAUAAUUAUUCUUUAAAAGAUGAACAUAUGAAAGAUAUAUAUAUGAAGGAUACAUAUAUGAAGGAUACAUAUAUGAAGGAUAUAUAUACGAAAGAUAUAUAUACGAAAGAUAUAUAUACGUAUGAUAAUAAUAUAAAUACAUAUAAAAUGGUUCAUGAUAAACCUGUGAGUGCUGUUGAAAAUUUACAGGACGUUAAGAAAAAGAAAAAUUACAAAAAUGUUAUAUUUAAACAUUUAUUUAAUAAUGAUAAAGAUGACAAUGAUUAUAAUUUAAAAAAGAAUAAAAAUAAUGAUGUUGUAGAAUUUAACAUGAAUAAGAAAAUGACCUUAAUAUCUGGAAACAAAAUGUAUAAAAAUGAUACAGCAAAAAUGUAUAAUUCGAACCAGGAAAUAUAUAUAUCUAAUAAUAAUAAUGAUAAUAAUAAUGAUAAUAAUAAUAAUAAUAAUAAUAUGUAUAAUAUCAACAAUUAUCAUCAUGGUUAUAAAAAAUACAACACAACAAAUCAAUAUAAUAAUAAUAAUAAUAGUAAUAAUAGUAAUAUUUAUCCAUUUUAUAAAAAUACAUCAAUCAAUAAUUGUAAUAAUAAAAAAAUAAAUGAAUAUGAUAAUAACUUUUUUAAUAACAAAAAAGAUAUUCAUAAUAAUACAAAUUUUGUAAAAAGCCAGGACUAUCAUGAUAAUAAAAAUAUUCAAUAUCAUAUAAAUAGUAAUGAUAAUUAUUAUCAUUCUUUUAGCGAUAUUAAGAAUGAAGGUAAUAUGAAUACAAUGUUUAAUGUUAAGAAAAAAUAUAAAAAGCUUAGAAUUAAUUCACACAUAUCUUCAAAAUUGAAUAACAAAAGUAUUAUAAAUUAUAGGAAUGGUGUUAUUAAUAACCAAUUUAAUCAUAUGAAUGAUAUAGUAUCAUCUAAUAAUAACAACAAUAAUAAUAAUAACAACAAUAAUAAUAACAAUAAUAAUAACAACCAUAAUAAUAACAAUAAUAAUAACAACCAUAAUAAUAACAAUAAUAAUAACAAUAAUAAUAUUAUUAAUAUGAAAGCAUCCAUGUGUAAUAAUAAGAAAAGGAAGAAUACCAAAAAUUUUAGCCUGAAUUUAUGCAGUGCGUGUCUAAAUAUUGAUGAUAAAAUUUAUAUUAAACAAAUAAAAGAAAUACUUGAUAGAGAUAUUAACUUAGUAGAUGAAGACCCCAGAAUUAUUAACGCCUUGAAAAAAUCUCAUAUCUCCACUUCGUAUCUUUUCAAUAAUUUAAAAAGUUUAGGUACCUUUCGUAAAGGUGGCUUAACAUGGGCUAUUUAUUAUAACAAUAAUAAUAAAGCAGUUAAUAAUAUGAUCAAGAUAAAGAAUGAAGCUAAUAACAGAAUUGUUAAAGAUAAGUUGUUGGAUCAUAUGAACUGUACUAAUAUAAUGAACGACAUUAAAAAUAUCAACACACUUGCUAAUAAUAACGGUGGUGGAUAUAACCUAAACAAUGUUAAUAAUAUGAGUAAUAUAUAUAAUGUGAUGGAUGCAAAGAACGGGAAUCAUAUGAACAAUAGAAAGGAUAUGAGUACUAAUACAGAUUGUUUUAAUUAUACAAACAGUAUAGACGAGUUGGAUGAUAUAAAUGAAGAUAACAAAAAAAAAGAUAAUUUAUCAUUUCUUAAUAAUAGUAAUAUAGAUAGCGAUAAUAAUUAUAUAGAAUUAAUUAAAAAUAAUUCAUUCUGUAAUGAUAAAUAUAUUAUUGAACCUAUUAUUGAAAAUACGUGGUUAAAAAAAGUUUUGUUAAUUAUAAAAAAGGAAUCUUUAGAUAUUGAAUGUUUUCUUUUUAAAAUAAAAUAUUAUUUUUAUAAAUCUGUUUUAUUUUUAUAUCAAGAAGGGAUAAAAUCAUAUCUAGGUGAUGUAGCUAACCAAAUGAAAAUAUAUAUAAAUUAUAAUUUCUGGUCAGCAGCUGAAAUUGCCUUUAUACUACGACAAAUUACAACUUUGUGUAAUAUACAAAUAGAGGUACGAGUCAAAGGAGAAAUUGGUUGUGUUAUUUAUUUAAAUGAAGAACCAAAGUGGUUUCAGGGAUUUGUCGAUAGUCAUAAUUUGAAUGACACAUUUAGUAAAAAGGACUGGUACUUACUAAAUAAUUUUGCUAUCAAAAUGAUGCAAUAUAGAAAGGGAGACAAGAAAGGUGAAGACAUGAAAGAGGAUACGCCUACAAGGGGUGAGAAUCUUCAAAGUGGUGAAAAUGUUCAAAGUGGUGAGAAUCUUCAAAGUGGUGAAAAUCUUCAAAGUGGUGAGAAUCUUCAAAGUGGUGAGAAUCUUCAAAGUGGUGAGAAUCUUCAAAGUGGUGAGAAUCGUCAAAGUGGUGAGAAUCUUCAAAGUGGUGAGAAUCUUCAAAGUGGUGAGAAUCUUCAUAGUGGUGAGAAUCUUCAUAGUGGUGAAAAUCUUCAAAGUGGUGAAAAUCUUCAUAGUGGUGAGAAUCUUCAUAGUGGUGAAAAUCUUCAUAGUGGUGAGAAUCUUCAAAGUGGUGAGAAUCUUCAUAGUGGUGAGAAUCUUCAAAGUGGUGAGAAUCUUCAAAGUGGUGAGAAUCUUCAAAGUGGUGAGAAUAAUAAUAAUAUUCUUUAUCCCUACAAUAAUAAUGGGCAAUAUGAAGAUAAUUACAAUAACGGUUACAAUAAUAAUAAUAACGAAUGUAUAUUUUGCUCUUCAUCAAAUAAAAAACUGAAAUCUUAUAUGUUUAAUGGUGGUAGAUAUGCUUUUGCAGCAAAAUUAAAAGAAGAAAUUAAACAUUUUCAUUCUAAACGAUUAGGUGAUAUUAUCCAUUUAGUGCAGCUAGCUAUACAUAAAGGAAUUUUUGUUUAUUCGCAACGUAUUUUAUUACCAGUGUCUGCAUGUGAAAAAAGUGCUGAUGAUCUGUAUCCUAAAAUAAGAAAUUUAAAUUAUGAUAUAUGCGAGACAUUAGAAGAGGUAUUAGAAAUAAUAUCAUUCCUAGUUGAUCAUAAAACAAAUGGAUUGGUACUUGCACAAUUAAAACAACAAUUUAUACUUCAAUUUAAAAAAGAAUUAAAUAGUUUACAUUUUGGAUAUAAGAAAUUACAAAACUUAUUAAUGGCUGAACCAUUUAAUAAAUUUUAUAAAUUGUAUAUACCGAAUAAUAAUUUACAUAGAACACAUAUUCAACAUAAGAAAUAUAAAACACCUGAUAAUUGUCGUAUUUUCCAAAAAGAAAAUAUUCAUUUGAAAAAUCAUCUCGAUUUUAUUUAUAACACAGAAUUUUUUACGGAGCUUUAUGUAGAAGACGAAUAUUAUGAUAAUGAAGAUACACAACAAAGUAUCCAACCAAUUUAUGAUAAUAUUCUAUCCACAUCUGGUAAUAAUCAUAUACAACAACAAAAUGGAUCCCUAUAUAUGAGUAACACACCCUUUAUAAAUGAUAAGGAAGAAAUAAAAAAAGAUAUAUAUUUAUUAAACAUAAGGCAUAACCAGAGCAAACGUGAUAUAAAAGAAGACAACAUUAGCAAGAAAAAAAUAAAUAACAUAAAUAGUAAUAAUAAUAAUAAUAAUAAUAAUAAUAAUAAUAGUAAUAGUAAUAAUAGUAAUAGUAAUAAUAUUAAUGAUAACAAAUUAGAACUCACUUAUCAAAAUAUACAUAAUUUACCAUCAUAUAUUCAAAAAAGUAUAGAAACCAUAUUUGAAAAGAAUAAUAAAGAAAGUGACAAAUCAAAAUGGAAAGAAGAAGACGAAGAGAAUGAAGAAUGUUCUUUAAAAGAAAUAAAUAAAAAUAUUAAAUAUAAUAAUAAUUAUGAUUCUUUUAAUAAUAAUAUUUUUCCAAAUUUGGUUUCUAAUAAUAUCCAAUCUUAUGAUGAUACAAAACAAAAUAAACAAAUACAAUUCCUUAAUACAUUAUAUCAUAUAGAUAUGGAAUUGUCACCUGUAAAUACUAAAAGAUACAAUAAAAUAAAAGAUAUUUUUACAAAUAUAAUAAAAAUAAAUAAAAAAUGUAAUGAUAAUAUUAUAAAUGAUCAUGACAUAAUUAAAAAUGAUCAUGACAUAAUUAAAAAUGAUCAUGACAUAAUUAAAAAUGACCAUGACAUAAUUAAAAAUGACCAUGAUGAAUUUAUAAAUGAUGAUCAACAUUAUAAUAUUUGGAAUGUUCAUUUUGAAAAACGUACUUUAUUAAAUAGGUAUAAAGAAAACAAUUCUACAUGUGCAACAAAUGUCGUAUCUCCUAUUUUAAACAUAUAUACUUUAAUAAAAAAAUAUAAAAUCAAAAAGAAGAAGUAUGAAUCCUUUUUUGAUGAUAUAAAUAAUGAUGUAGAUAUUCAUGUCAAUAAUAAGACUGAACAGAAUAAAGAUAACGGAAAUAUUGAAAAUAAUAAUAAUAUAAAUAAUCACAUAAAUAAUAUAAAUAAUAAUAUAAAUAAUAAUAUAAAUAAUUGUUAUUAUAUUGAUAAUGGUCAUGGUAAUAAUAUCCAUAAGGGGUAUAUAAAUAAUUAUAUUAUCCGUGAGGAUAAUCCUCUUCAUAAUAAUUUUACUUAUGAGAAUAAUAAAAAAAAUACUUCUAAACAAACACUACAAUUAUUACACAAUACUCAAAAAAAAUUCAUCCCUGAUAUAGAUCCCAUAGAUGUAACAAAUAUUAAUAUAAACAGGAAAAAUAAAAUGAACAAAAUAUAUAAAACGAAGAAUGUUAUAAAUAGACAUCAUACAAAUAAGCCUAUCGAUACAUUCGACAAAAUAACAUUAGAACCUAAUAACAAGAUAGAUAGUUAUGAAGAUAGAAAUAUACAAUUUUAUAAUGAAAAAUGUAACAGGUAUAUUAAUGCUGAUUAUAAGACAGGAGAAAGUACUUUACCUAUAUUAAGUGCUACAACAAAUAAUAUAAGAUAUAAGAUAGAACAUUUUUUCAAGGCAAAGAAUAGUAACCAAGAAAAUAUUGAUCAAAAUGAAAUAAAUUAUAACAACAAUGGUGAUGAUGAUGAUGAUAAUAACAACCACAAUGGUGGUGAUGAUGAUGAUGAUAAUAACAACCACAAUGAUGAUGAUGAUAAUAAUAAUUAUAAUUAUAAUUAUUAUAUGUUAAAUAAUCAAUAUGGUGAUUAUAUAAGGAAAGAAUCGAAUUAUAUAUCCUCACAGAAUAAUUUAUCACAAGAUGAUAUUUUUAAUGAUGAAAAAAAAAUUAUUGAAAUGAUUGAAAAGACAAUAGAUGAAGAUUAUAUAACUAUCGAAGAUAAAAAUGAUGUUAAACAUGAUACGAUAAAAAAAAUUAAUAAAAGAAAAAAUAAUAACAUCCCUUAUUAUAAUGAUAAUAAUAAUAAAUAUUUCAUCUUCGACAAAGAUAUAAACAAUAAUGUUGAUGAAAACAAUAUUGAUAAUAUACAUCUAAAGGAUAAUAUAACAAAUAAUAAUUCAAAAACUGAAUAUAAUAAUUAUAAAAUAUCUUGUUAUAAUAAUAAUAAUAAUAAUAAUGAUAAUUUAAUAAAUAAUAGUAUCUAUUAUUGUGACGGUUCUAAGAACAGAAGCAUAAAAUAUGGAGAGGAACAUGAAGAGGAAAUUUAUAAUACAAAAAAUUUCAUAAAUCAGAAGAAUUAUGAAAACAUUAAUAAUUAUGAUUAUAAUGUUAUAUUCACAAAUAUUGCACAGGUAAAUAAUGAAAACAUUUAUAUACCUAAUAGUAGAUCUAUUAAUAUAGAUAUUAAUGAUACGGAUAAUAAUAAUUGUGUUAAGAAUAUUACUUAUAUAAAUAAUAAUUCGAAUCUUCUAGAGAGCAAUAAUAAUGGUAGUACUACAACAACUACUACAACAACUUCUAUUAGGAAUAAUAUGAAACAUUAUAAUGUGGACAUAAAUAAUAUGGAUGAUAUUAAAGAUAUAUAUAUAUAUAAUAGUAAUAAUAACGACUCUCCAAAUAUCGAACGUGAUAAUAACAAUAUAAAUAUCGAAGAUGUAGGAGAAAAACCUUUUGGUUUUUAUACACAUAAUUAUAAUAAUAAUGUAUCAAAUAUAAACUUAAACACACUUAAUCCUAGUCUUAAUCUUAUAAUAAAUAAUAGAAAAAAGAAUAAUGAUCAAAAUAGUAUAUUUAAAAAAGAACAAAAUUCACCAUAUGAACCUGUAAAAAAUAAUGAUAUAAAUAUUAUUUAUAGUAAUAAAUAUUAUAAUAAUAGUAAUUAUAUAUAUGAACCAAAAAAAAAAAAAGAUGAAAAUGAUGUUAUUAUAUAUAAGAAUGAUGACAAAAUAUUCUCGGAUCUCAACAAAUCAGAGGAAUGUGUAAACUCGUCCAACUCAUUUGUUAACAAUCUAUAUAUUCCUUAUAAUAAUAUGAUAGAUAAAGAUAAUAUAAUGUUACCACAAAAUAAUGUUAUAUAUGACGACCAAAUUAAUAAUAUAAAUAAUUUUACCUUAAACAAUCAUAAUAUGAACAAUGGACACAACAUUAAUGAUGAAUAUAGUGAUGAAAGUUAUGAGAUACGUCACAUAAAUGAUAUAAAUAAAAAGGAUAAUUUAAUGCAUGAAAAUAACAUUCUCAACAACAAUAAUAAUGACAAGAGUAACCACGUGCUCCAUAAUAAUAAUGACAAGAGUAACCACGUGCUUCAUAAUAAUAAUAAUGAUUCGUAUAACUAUGAUAUAUAUAAUCAGUUCCAUACACACAACAAUUGUAAUUUAUACAAUGAUGAUAAAAAGGAAUUAUCAAAAAAAGGAGCAGUGUUAAAUAGAUAUAAUGAACAAGAACAAAAUAUUCCAAUCGAUCAUGAAUAUAAUAAUAUAUCUUAUCCAUCAUUAAUUAAAAAUAACAAAAAUAAUUCUGAAAAAAAAUAUUUAGAUAAUCUAUCCAUAAAUCUUAAAGAUGAAAAAAAUUAUCAUCCCGAAAAAAAAAAUUUCAACAAUAAUCUUGAAAAAAAUAAUAAAAUAUUUACAAACGAUAUUGACCAUAUAAGUUUUAAUAAAAAAAUAUGUAAAAUAAAAAAUAUUUAUUCAGAAAAUAAAAAUAAUCAAUUCUUUAAAAAUAAUACAAAUCAUCUUUUUAAUACAAAUACCAAUUUAUAUGAAAAGAAAAAUUAUGUAGAUGAUGAAUUUUCUCAUCAUAAGGAUCCUAUCAAAUUCUCAUCCUUAAUCAAAAAUAAACAAAACAAUAAUAACUCUUUUAUGAAUUUAUUAAAUGACAAUCAAUAUGUUAAAAUUAACAACCAAAAUACUUUUAAUAAUCCAAACAAAUAUCAUCACUUGAAAAACAAAAUCAACAAAUGA
Messenger RNA from Plasmodium reichenowi, 8319 nucleotides. RefSeq lists its product as hypothetical. Lineage: Eukaryota; Apicomplexa; Aconoidasida; Haemosporida; Plasmodiidae. Bases 1 to 8319 code for a protein of 2772 amino acids. The transcript has a single exon. The record is from RefSeq and is a predicted model, not a curated record.